GUCGUCCAUCGUGGGGGAAGCAAAUGGAGAGGAGAUUAAUUAAUAACGGGGAUGCAGGUAGUCAUCGGUGGUGGUUUAUAUAUCACGACGACCGGGAAGCCUUGGCUGGUGUUGGUGUGCGAUUAUUUUCAUCCAUCUGCAUCUGACACUUGAUAUACUAUAUCAAAUAUCUAGAACACCAUGGCUCAACGCACUCCCCUCCGUACUGGAGUUUAUGCUCCAACCAUGACCUUCUUCAACCCGGACACGGAAGAUCUCGACACUCCUACCAUCCGUCGUCAUGCCGUCCGUCUAGCCAAGGCAGGCCUCGUUGGUCUGGUGACCAUGGGCUCCAACGGUGAAGCUGUUCACUUGACUCGAGAGGAACGCAAGACAGUCAUCCGCGAGACCCGAUCUGCCCUCGUUGAAGCCGGUUUCCAGAACGUCCCCGUCAUCACAGGAGCCAGCGAGAACAGCAUCCGCGGCACCAUAGAGCUGUGCAAGGAGUCGGCCGAAGCAGGCGCCGAAUAUGCCCUCAUCGUACCCCCCAGCUACUACCGGUAUGCCGUGGGCAACGACGAAACACUGUAUGAAUACUUCACUGCUGUCGCCGAUGGCUCGCCUCUGCCCAUCAUCCUGUACAACUACCCCGGCGCCGUAGCCGGCAUUGACAUGGACUCGGACCUCAUCAUCCGGAUCUCGCAACAUCCCAACAUCGUCGGUACAAAGUUCACCUGCGCCAACACCGGCAAGUUGACCCGUGUGGCUCGCGCUCUCAACGCCAUCACUCCCGCCUCCCCUCUGGCACCUACCCAGAAGAUUCCCUCCACCAAGACCGUCGAGAACCACCCUUACGUUGCCUUUGGUGGUAUCGCCGACUUUUCCCUGCAGACUCUCGUGUCGGGCGGUUCGGCCAUUCUCGCCGGUGGUGCCAACGUUAUCCCCCGGCUGUGUGUGCAGAUCUUCAACCUCUGGAGUGCUGGUCGUCUGACCGAAGCCAUUGAGGCACAGAGCCAGCUGAGUGCUGCGGACUGGGUGCUUACAAAGGCAGCUAUCCCGGGCACUAAGAGUGCUAUUCAAACCUACUACGGCUAUGGAGGGUACCCGCGUCGACCGCUGGCACGGUUGAGCGAGGCUCAGACACAAGCUGUGGCUGCUGGAAUCAAAGAGGCAAUGGAGGUGGAACUGUCAUUGCCAGACGUUGCAUGAUUAUGUUUAUAGAAUGUUUAACUAGUUAAAUGAUGAAUACUUCUCUCUAAAUGAAUAAACCCAAGUCGGGUAAAACCUGUGAUUAGCUUGAUAUAGAACUCUACCAAUAGACCGAUACGCUCCCGCAUUUGGAAGAUUAAGAUCCAGAAUACUGCUGUAUCCAUGCCAAACCUGAAAUUCAAG
This is a messenger RNA of Aspergillus wentii DTO 134E9, 1371 nucleotides long. RefSeq names its product dihydrodipicolinate synthase family protein. The record is from RefSeq and is a predicted model, not a curated record. The transcript is spliced from 2 exons. The coding region runs from base 181 to 1188 and encodes 335 amino acids. Lineage: Eukaryota; Fungi; Ascomycota; Eurotiomycetes; Eurotiales; Aspergillaceae. Gene Ontology annotation, molecular function: 4-hydroxy-tetrahydrodipicolinate synthase activity.